CAGUUAGAUUCAGUUAAUCAAUUAUAAAUAUUUAUCUUAUAGUAAAAAAAUAUUCUUGGCCCGUUGGCCGUCUACUAAGAAGCCCAUAUAUACACCACAAUCCCUGUGAAAACAGACAUGGCAGAGUGGAUACAAUGGCGACAACUGAGAAGAGGCCUCAUGUCAUCUUUAUUCCAUUACCUUCACAAAGCCACGUAAAGGCCAUGCUCAAACUAGCGCAGCUUCUUCACCACAAGGGACUCCAAAUUACCUUCGUUAAUACAGAGUUCAUCCACGAGAGGUUGGUCAACUCUGGUGGUGCCCACACGCUCGAUGGCUCAGAUGGUUUCCGAUUUGCAACAAUUCCAGACAGCAUUCCUCGGAGAUCUGAAGAGAAACCUGCAAUGGACCUGCUUCUUCAUCAUAUUGAAACCAGCUUCUUAGCUCCUUUUGUCGAACUUGCAAGGAAACUUCCAACUCCACCAACUCUAAUCAUAUCUGAUGGCGUGGUGUCGGUUUUCACCACUGAUGCAGCAAAAAAGCUCGGGAUCCCAAUCAUGCUCUACUGGACAGUUGCAGCUUGUGGCUUCAUGGUUUCAUACCAGACUAAAUCUCUCAUCGAGAAAGGAUUUAUACCACUUAAAGAUGAAAGUUACUUGACAAACGGGUAUUUAGAAACCAUUAUCGAUUGGAUUCCAGGAAUGAAAGGAAUCCAGCUAAAGCAUUUGCCCAGCCACAUUAGGACAACCAAUCCUGACGAUAAAAUUCUUAAGUUCAUUACUGAAUCUACACAAAAGGCCCACAAUGUUGAAUAUAAUAUUAUUCACACCUUUGACGCGCUGGAGGCUACUAUAGUCAACGCUCUUUCUUCGAUGUUUCCUCACGUUUAUACAGUUGGCCCUGUACAGUUGCUUCUUAAUCAGAUACCUGCCGAAGAAAAACAAGCCACAAUGUCAAAUUUCGAUGGAUACAGCUUAUGGAAAGAAGAACCAGAGUGUUUACAGUGGCUCGAAUCAAAGGAACCAAAGUCUGUGAUUUAUGUGAACUUUGGGAGUUCAACAGUAAUGUCCUUACAAGAUCUUACAGAAUUCGGUUGGGGACUUGCUAAUAGCAACCACUAUUUCCUUUGGAUAAUUAGAUCUGGUUUGGUUGUGGGAGAAUCCGCAGUUUUGCCUCCUGAAUUUGAGGAGCAUAUUAAAGAGAAGGGUUUCAUAGCAAGCUGGUGCCCACAAGAAAAAGUCCUGGAGCACCCUUCCAUCGGAGGGUUCUUGACUCACGGUGGUUGGGGUUCCACCAUUGAGAGCUUGUCGGCUGGGGUACCAAUGAUUUGUUGGCCUUAUGGGUGGGAUCAACCGACUAAUUGUAGGUAUAUAUAUAAGGAGUGGGAGGUUGGACUGGAGAUGGUAAAGGACGUUAAAAGAGAGGAUGUCAGUAAGCUCGUACAUGAGUUGAUGCUCGGGGAAGAAGGCCACCGUAUGAUGAAUAAGGCCAUGGAGUGGAAGGAAAAGGCUUACGCUGCGACAGGUCCCGGUGGUUCAUCUUCCUUGAAUGUGCACAAACUUGUCGAGGAAAUAGUUAUGCUGUCAAGGAACUAAAAGUUUCUUCUCCACUUACUUACGACAUGGAUUAAAAGUUUAUAACUAAGCCGUUAUAAAAAGUAUAUACGGUAGUCUAUUUAUGGGCGUUGUGAUUUGCAUAUUUCAAGUAACAUAUGAUGCUUUUCUAAACAUUCUUGUCAAUUUAUCUGCUACCAAAACCUAAGUUUAAAAAAACGUGUUUAGAUAUAUGAACUCAAAAAGGCAUGAAAAUAGAGUAAAUUGAUAAUUUUGUUUUUUAGGAAAAUGGCACUAUGGGGCUACAAACUCUUGGGUUUUGUUUUAAAAUUUCCCUUAUGUACCUUUUUUUAUUUUAUUUUAAAGGACUAAAGUACAAUUUUACGGGUUAUAUUGGUGACUUUAUUUAGAGUACCCAUUUUCAUUGUCAUGUAAUGACACCUAAGCACUGAUUUAGUAAUGUGCUACGCAUUCACUUAAUCUCAUAUUUUCUAUAAAGGGGUGCUAUAGGAAAUUAGCAAGAAUAGAGAGCAUUUUAUUUAAGAGGGUACAUAUGUUAGUUUCUUUGUUGCAACAAUGCAUAAGAAGGUAGAGUGUACGUGAAUAUUGUUGGAUAAAAUGUCUAAGUUCAUGACUAUAAUUAGUAUAAACUUAAAUUGAUAGUAACAAAGUCGUUUCGGGUUGUCUUCAAAUCUAGCAAUUGAACAUGAUGAUUUUUAGAGAAAGAUGUUGAUUUUUUAUUUGAUUAAUAAAAUCAAAUAAAUAGUUUAUUAAUAUAUUAUGAG
Molecule: messenger RNA, 2317 nt
Organism: Lactuca saligna
Lineage: Eukaryota; Viridiplantae; Streptophyta; Magnoliopsida; Asterales; Asteraceae
Source: the annotation of a GenBank genome assembly